Messenger RNA from Clupea harengus (Atlantic herring), 8322 nucleotides. It is a transcript of the gene dop1a, whose product is annotated as DOP1 leucine zipper like protein A. Lineage: Eukaryota; Metazoa; Chordata; Actinopteri; Clupeiformes; Clupeidae. Gene Ontology annotation, biological process: Golgi to endosome transport. Gene Ontology annotation, cellular component: endosome; trans-Golgi network. The record is from RefSeq and is a predicted model, not a curated record.
CGAGGAUCCCAACGUAUAUCAUGCAUUUCCUUGUUCAUUGUUGUCGCCUCUUUUACGCAAUUCUGCACCGACAGACCUGUCAAAUUCAGGAGGCUGAUUGGAGCUUGGGAGACCGCUGAUGUUAGCACCGAACCGGAUGACAGCAAGAUACGUGUUGUAGGCCCUCUGCUCAAUGAAGCGAGACGUUUAAUGGAAAUAUGUAAGAUUUUCACGGAUCUUACUCUCCCGUGUAAAGCUCCGUUGUUCUGUCUAACCACAACCAGGGUUAAACAAGCUGAAACCGGGGCCUGUCUGUCUGGACAUUCAGUGCUGACCUGCCCCGUUGUGCUCUCACUGCAGAUACAGCCUCCAUGGUUAAUAUUAGCCUAGCAGGCUAAUUAUUGACAAUAGUUAGCUGUUGCUAACGUGAAAACGGUGUGAUGUGCGUAUGUGAGCUUGGUCCUGGGCAGUAGCGGUACCGUACAGGAGGAUGAAUGCAGAGGAGGUGGAGCUUCUCAGCGACUCCAAGUACAGGAACUAUGUGGCGGCAGUGGACAAGGCCCUGAAGAACUUUGAGUACUCCAGCGAAUGGGCGGACCUGAUCUCUGCACUUGGCAAGCUCAACAAGGUUUUGCAGAACAAUGCCAAGUACCAGGUGGUGCCCAAGAAGCUGACGAUAGGCAAGCGCCUGGCCCAAUGCCUGCAUCCUGCCCUGCCCAGCGGGGUCCACCGCAAGGCCCUGGAGACCUACGAGGUCAUCUUCAAGAUCAUCGGACCAAAACGGCUGGCCAAGGACCUCUUCCUCUACAGCUCUGGCCUCUUCCCCUUGCUGUCCAAUGCUGCUAUGUCUGUGAAGCCAGUGCUGCUGGGCCUGUAUGAGACGUAUUACCUGCCUCUGGGAAAGACCCUGAAGCCCGGCCUACAGGGCCUACUGACCGGAGUACUGCCUGGUCUGGAAGAGGGAUCAGAGUACUAUGACAGGACCAACACGCUGCUGGAGAAGGUGGCGUCGGCAGUGGAGCAGGCCGCCUUCUACAGCGCCCUGUGGGGCAGCAUCCUGACCAGCCCGGCCGUCCGUCUGCCCGGGGUCUCCUUCGUCCUGCUGCACCUCAACCGCAAGCUCUCCAUGGAGGACCAGCUCUACAUCAUGGGCAGUGACAUCGAGCUCAUGGUGGAGGCAGUGAGCAUGUCUGUGCAGGACUCCAGUGUGCUGGUGCAGAGGAGUACCCUCGACCUCAUCCUCUUCUGCUUCCCUUUCCACAUGAGCCAGGCGACCCGAACAGACAUGAUCCGGAUUCUGUCAGCAGCACUGCAUGUGGUUCUGAGGAGAGACAUGUCGCUCAACCGGAGGCUCUAUGCCUGGCUGCUUGGCUUUGAUAACAACGGUGUGAAAAUAGGCCCUCGCAGCACACGACACAGUAACCCAGAGGACCAUGCGACCCACUAUUUUAACACCUACUCCAAGGACAUGCUGGUCCAGGCCAUGGUGGGGAUCCUUCAAGGAAAAGCGCGAGGAGGGGAGGAGGAGAGUGUGUUGAUGCACGACCUUAAGCCAUUCCGCAUCCUCAUCAGCCUGCUGGACAAGCCAGAGCUUGGUCCGGCCAUCCUUGAGGACGUGCUAAUUGAGGUGUUCCGGACUCUGCACACUCAGUGUAGAGCUGAGCUGGAUCUUCAGACUCAGAGUACCUUCAGCAAGGACCACACACAGCUCAGCAGUAAACUACGAGAGAACAAGAAGACGGCUGAACUCAUCAAAACGGCUAACCUGCUGUUCAACUCUUUUGAGCCAUAUUACAUGUGGGACUACAUCGCUCGCUGGUUUGAAGACUGCUGCAGGAAACCCCAAACUAGUCAUCAGGAUGCCCCAGUGCAUGCUGGGGCAUUUGAGCCUACGGCCCUGUCUCUGCUGGAGUUCUGUCAGCUGGUAGACUUCCUGUUGGAUAUAGUGUCCCUGCCUACUAGAAGCAUGCGGGUUAUCUGCCAGGAGACAUACAUUGAGAUCCAGACGGAGCACCUUCCCCAGCUGCUGUUGCGGAUGGUGUCGGCGCUGACGGCCCACUUGCAGGCCCUGGGCCUGGGGGAGCUCACCCACUGCCUGCGCCUCUGCUCCAAGAUCCUCAGCAAGGUGCAGCCGCCACUUGUCUCCCCCCUCGCCCUCCCCCAUGGGUCUGCCGCCACCACCACCCCCACCUCAACCCCCACGCCCACGCCCAGCAUGGCACCCCAGGACAGGGAGGACAAGCGGUCUGUGCCGUCCUCUCUGGAGCUGCCUGGUGUGCCCGGUGAGGUCUUUGAGGACAGCAACGGUCACGGUGCCAGCAGCCGCUGCUCCGAGAACGGCUUUACCGAUUUCGUCCAGUACCAGGAGGAUGGCGAGCGGCCCUCCACGGGCUCCACACCAUCCGCCGAGGACCCCCCCACCCCACAGCCCCCUCCCAGAGCCACGGCGGCCAUCACUAAGCCCCAGGACACGCCGGUCAUGCAGUGCUGUCUGGAGCAGUUCCAGCACUUCCUCUCCCGCCUCAUCACUCUCUACAUCACUUCCACCAACAACAACAACAACAGCAACCACGCCACCGCGGGCGUCUCGGAGACAGAGCGGCCGCCCCGACCCUCCAAAAUGGACACGCUCAAGGUCGGAGUGGGCGCCGUCAUGACGACGAAGCAGGAGGACGACCAGGAGUGGGGCCUGGAGCAGAGGGAGUGUAUGGCGGCCUUCGCGGCCGCCUGCCAGAUCUUCCUGGAGUGCUCCAGCUUCCCCAUCUAUAUCGCCGAGGGCAACAUGAAGGCCUCGCCCACCAGGGAGGAGCUGGCAGCAGAUGGUGAUGGCGAGCGCCCUGCGGGCUGGCUGCAGUGUCUGAUGGAUGCGUGCUGCGCUCCAGUGGACUUCAACAUUCAGGCUGUGGCCAUCUCCCUGCUUAUGGACCUCGUGGGCCUCACCCAGUCCGUUGCCAUGGUGACCGCUGAGCGGAUAGGCAGCACUGAACCGGCCCCACCCAUGAGCCCCAGUCAGGGCCGCGUUGCUGUGGUGAUCAGGCCGCCCCUCACGCAAGGCAUCCUGAAGUACAUCGCUGAGAAGACCACGUUCUUUAAGGCUGUAGCUCUGAUCCUGUGGGGGCAGUUGGGUGAGGGGACUCCCCAGCACCACCAGCGCAGUGUGGAGCUCUUCUACCAGCUGCACAACCUGGUGCCCUCUUCCAGCAUCUGUGAAGACGUCAUCAGCCAGCAGCUCAUGCACAGGGACAAGAGGGUGCGUCUGGAGGCCCAUGUGAAGUUCUCUGUGCUGUGGCACCUCACCAGAGACCUGAACGUCACCAAGUCUUCCCCCUUCAACCGCACUUUUGACAGGUCUCUGUAUAUCAUGCUGGACAGUCUGAGUUACUGGGACGGUUCUGCGAGUGCUGUGGGUCGGGCUUGGCUCGACCAGGUUCUCCAACGCCACGACAUCGCCCGCGUACUAGAACCCCUCUUGCUGCUCCUCCUGCACCCCAAAACCCACCGGGUCUCCAUCCAGCGCGUCCAGGCCCAGAGGCACUGGGCCCAGAACUUCCCCCAGGCAGGCCCGUCAGAACCCGACCCAGACCUGUCUGAGCCCAUCUUCAUGAGGGACUCCGGCUUCUCCGACCACUUCAACCAUGGCGACAUUUUGAAGGCGGGACAGGGGCGUGUUUGUGUCCUUCCUUUGGAUGACAUGGAGCCCUUCAGCCUCACAGUCAACCCCCUGAGUGACAGCCUUUCCCUGCUCAGCCUGAGCAGUGAGAACCUGCAGCUGAUCGGCGACUAUGCCCCUCCAGACCAACAGGAGGAGCCCCAGAGUUCCGACUCCAGUGGCUCCAACCACUCCACCAUCGACAACGGCAGCUUUGAAGAGCCCGAGGUGGUAGGUGGAGAUGGUGCUGUGAACGGAUGUGACUUCACGGGAGAACUGACCGAGAGUGCCGUGGAGGACGAGGAGUUUAUUGUGGAGGAGGAAGUGUCGGUGGUGUUGACGGAGCUCCUGGAGAGGGUAGUGCAGACGCUGGAGGAGAGCUCCACAGACACCCCCUUUCCCACUGAGGCCUGGCCGCAGGCAGAAACGGACAGCACCAACUCUUCCUCCUCCACCUCCACCACUGACAUCUCCACCGGCCAGAGGCUGACCAAGGGGCCCUUCCCCGCCUGCAAGCACCGCAAAACACUACCAGAGCUGGUGGCCGGAGGCACUCUGGGGUUCCUCUCCAUUACCACCAACACCACUUCUGAAACCCCCACCCCUAUGGCCUCCACCACCACCCCCACCCCUGCCUCCGCCCUGCCCAGGUCCGAGGACCACCGCGAUGGCAUCACGCGCCACAGCUCGUCCCCCUCCAUCGUCAUGCUCCCGGACAGCAGCGGCGGCAGCAGCGGCAUCGGUGGUGUGGGUGGCGGGGGGAGCAGCGUGGGGGGGUCGUCGUCGGAUCUCAGCGUCCUGCAAGCGGACGACCUGCAGGCCCGCAAGCGCAGCCACAGCAGCACGCAGCUCAGCCUGAAGGGCAAGAUCAUGGAGCGCCUGGCGGACAAGUCUCCGGGGGCCAAGCCCAAGGUGAAGAAGAUCAAGAAGAAGGAGGAGGAGCGCAGGAGGCAGCAGCAGCAGCAGCAGCAGCAGCAGCACCAGGGAGACCGGAGCCGGCCGCCCAGCAUCUUCUUCGGGGACAGCCUGGACCUCGAGAACUGGUACAGCUGCGGGGAGGGCGAGGUGUCCGAGAUCGAGAGCGACGCAGGGUCACCCAGCGGGGGCGCAGUGGGAGGAGGAGCGGGGUGUGCCGGCGGGUCGAAGCCCCGGCUCUCCUCGUGCGCCUCCCCUCCCCCGCCCCGCUUCAACAUCCACCCGCUGUACCAGCACGUGCUGCUGUACCUGCAGCUGUACGACUCCUCGCGCACGCUCCAUGCACUCUCCGCCGUGGCCGCCAUGCUGCGCGCCUCGCCGGCCGCCUUCGUCAGCGCCAUCGCCACCACCAGCAUCAACCACACCUACACGCCGCAGCUCUCGCUGCUGCAGAACCUGCUGGCACGCCACCGCGUCUCCGUCAUGGGCAAGGACUUCUACUGCCCCAUCCCGCAGCAGGACGCCCACGCCCACCCCUUCCGCGGCGCCAUGUUCCUGGAGGUGGUGCUCUCGCUGUGCCUCUACUUCCUGCGCAGCUACUACGCCGCACACGUGGCCGCCACCGCCCAGGACCUGGCGGGCAACCGCGCCAUGCAGCUGACCAGCGUGGAGGUGCUGACGCUGCUCUUCAGCGAGCUGGCCAAGGUGACCGGCGGCUCGGCCAAGGGCUUCGCCAGCUUCAUCAGCGACGUGCUGUCCAAGUGCAAAGUGCAGAAGGUGGUGCUGCACUGCCUGCUGUCCUCCAUCUUCAGCGCCCAGAAGUGGCACGAGCAGCGGUGUGGUGGCGCCAACGUGUCUGCGGUGGAGGAGGGCCUGUCGGAGGACAGCGUCAUCAACCUGUCCGAGGACCAGCUGGACGGCUGCAGCGCCCUGCAGUCCCAGCUGCUGCGCCUGCUCCAGAGCCUGGUGGUGCUGGAGCACCGCGUCCUUACGCCUUCCGACGACACCGCAGACGCAGGCUCCGGUGGCGUGGGUGGGGGUGUUGGAGGGGGUGGCGGGGGCGUGGGUGCCGGCGGUGGGGGUGUGGGCGCGGGGGGGUUCGAGCUGCUGGGGGUCGAGGUGGAACAUGUGAUCCCCCAGCAGCCCUUCACCUCGCUGCAGUACCAGCACGGGCAGCCCAUCACGGCGCAGGGCAUGUUCCUGUGCGCCGUCAUCCGGGCCCUGCACCAGAACCACGCCUGCAAGAUGCAUCCGCAGUGGAUCGGACUCAUCAACACCACGCUGCCCUACAUGGGGAAGGUGCUGCGCCGGGUGGUUGCCUCCGUCACCCUGCAGCUAUGCCGUAACCUGGACAACCUCCUCCAGCAGUACCGCUACGAGACCGGCCUCACCGAAACAAGACCCCAGUGGAUGGCUUCCUGCAUUCCUCCUGACCUGAUUCUCACAGUUCUGGAGGGAGUAACAGCCAUCAUCCACUACUGCCUGCUGGACCCAACCUCCCAGUAUCACCAGCUCCAGGUGAGUGUGGACCAGAAGCACCUGGCAGAGGCGCGUGCAGGCAUCCUGUCCAUCCUGCACACCAUCAUGACGUCGGUGACGCUGCUGUGGAGCAUUCUCUACCUGGUGGACAACUCCGACCGCCCCGCCACCGCCUCCGCUUGCUUCAGCUCCAACAUCAACCUCGGCUCCACCAAGAACUUGCGGCAGCAGAUCCUGGAGCUGCUUGGGCCCAUCUCCAUGAACCACGGGGCCCACUUCAUGGCGGCCAUCGCCUACGUGUGGAACGAGAGGAAACAGGUCAAGAGCUCUGCCAGGAACAAGGUGAUCCCCUCGGCGUGUGAGGAGCAGCUGCUGCUGGUGGAGCUGGUGCGGUCGGUGAGCGCCAUGCGGACGGAGACGGUCAUCCAGACGGUCAAGGAGGUGCUCAAGCAGCCGCCCGCCAUCGCCAAGGAGAAGAAACAUCUCUCUCUUGAAGUCUGCAUGCUCCAGUUCUUCUACGCCUAUGUGCAGAGGAUCCCUGUGUCCAGUCUGGUGGACAGCUGGCCGUCUCUUUUGGCGCUCCUGAAGGACUCUGUGCAGCUGGGUCUGCCUGCUCCAGGACAGUUCCUCAUCCUGGGUGUCUUGAAUGAGUUCAUCCUGAAGAACCCCAACCUGGAGAGCAAGAAGGACCAGCGGGAACUGCAGGAUGUGACUCAUAAGAUUGUGGAGGCCAUCGGGACGAUUGCCGGCUCGUCCCUGGAGCAGACCACCUGGCUCAGGAGGAACCUGGAGGUCAAACCCUCACCCCAGAUUGUAGUGGAUGGGACCACCCUGGAGCCUGAUGUGGAAGAUCUCAUGCUCACAGUGAUGGAGGCUUCCAGCUUCACUCCUUCUGUGUAUAGUGUUCACGCCCUCACACUGCUGUCUGAGGUGCUGGCCCAUCUUUUGGAUAUGGUGUUUUAUAGCGAUGAAAAGGAGAGGGUCAUUCCUCUGCUGACAAAUAUUAUGCACUAUGUGGUGCCUUAUCUUCGCAACCACAGUGCCCAUAACGCCCCAAGCUACCGCGCGUGCAUCCAGCUGUUGAGCAGCCUUAGUGGGUACCAGUACACACGGCGUGCCUGGAAGAAAGAGGCCUUUGACCUCUUCAUGGACCACACCUUCUUCCAGAUGGACUCCUCCUGUGUCAGCCACUGGAGGGCCAUCAUAGACCACCUGAUGACGCAUGAUAAGACCACCUUCAGGGAUCUGAUGACACGCGUUGCUGUAGCUCAGAGCAGCUCUCUGAACCUGUUCACCAAUCGGGACGCAGAGCUGGAGCAGAGAGCCAUGCUGCUGAAACGCCUUGCUUUCACCAUCUACAGUAGCGAGGUAGACCAGUACCAGAAAUACCUGCCAGACAUUCAAGAGCGUCUGGUGGAGAGCCUGCGUCUGCCUCAAGUGCCCAUCCUCCACGCUCAGGUGUUCCUGUUCUUCAGAGUGCUGCUGCUACGCAUGUCUCCCCAGCACCUCACUUCACUGUGGCCAACCAUGAUCACUGAACUGGUUCAAGUGUUCUUACUGAUGGAACAGGAGCUGAUAGCAGAUGAAGACAUCACUAGGACGUCUGGGCCUUCUGUGGCCGGCCUGGAGACGACGUACUCAGGGGGCAACGGCUUCUCUACCUCCUACAACAGCCAGCGCUGGCUCAACCUCUACCUGUCUGCCUGCAAGCUGCUGGACCUUGCCCUUGCCCUGCCCUCAGAGAGCCUCCCGCAGUUCCAGAUGUACCGCUGGGCCUUUGUCCCUGAGGCGUCGGACGACUCGGGGCUGGAGGUGCGGAGACAGGGUACACACCAGAGGGAGUUUAAGCCUUACGUGUUGCGACUGGCCAAACUACUGAGGAAACGAGCUAAGAAGAACCCGGAGGAGGACUGUUCCACUCGCACGCUGACGUGGGAGCCGGGCCACCUGAUGCUGACGCUGUACGUGAUCCGCAGCAUGGAGCAGCUCCUCCCCUUCUUCAACCUGCUCAGCCAGGUGUUCAACAGCAAGGCCGGCAGCCGCUACGGCCCCAGCCACGGCCCCGCCUCCAGCGACAGCCCCUUCUCCGGCAAGGACGGCAAGCUCGAGAGCCAGAAGGUCUUCUGGAGCCGCGCGCGGCAGAACAUCGAGGAGAUGGUGGAGAAGGACUUUCUGGAGGGCCUGAUCAAGACGUGACCGGACGUGACAUGACCUGACAUGACUUCACCACUAAACAAAAGGGACUCUUUCAGAACAUAAUAAGGGACAAGCUGUACAGAUUAUUCAAACCUCAGACUGGG